Trypanosoma grayi is the source of this 1350-nucleotide messenger RNA. RefSeq lists its product as hypothetical. Lineage: Eukaryota; Euglenozoa; Kinetoplastea; Trypanosomatida; Trypanosomatidae. The record is from RefSeq and is a predicted model, not a curated record. The transcript has a single exon. The coding region runs from base 1 to 1350 and encodes 449 amino acids. Gene Ontology annotation, molecular function: protein binding.
AUGAAGGACUCCGGCGCCGUAGAAGUUCCUUACUGCAACGACGCCACCACCCAUAGUAGUGGCCGCACCCACCACCCCUACGCUAGGUGUUACAACAACAACAACAACGAGGCCACUAACAAUGCUAACAGUGGGCACACCGCAUCCAUUCCGGUGCAGGUGGCGAAGCGGGCGUCGUACGACGAGGGGAAGGAUGAGAUGCCCUCUUCACCAGUGACGGUGCAGGCACGAUACCGCCUUCAGAGCCCGACGUUCAGCUCCAGAAAAGGCGAAGUAAUGCUUUCAACCUCGCCAGUUGAUGCUGCGCUGCGCUCCCCGCCGUACGCGUGGAGUCCUGGUAGUUCACUCCAAGGCGACUCAUCUCAGAACCAGUUCCAGACGGGUCUUGCGGCGAGCACGCCAAUUCCUGUGGCACAGGACGUUAGUGUGGGCGGCAGAGGUAGGUCACCGUACCCCGCUAGUUACGCCCCGGCAAGCUUCGCGAUGCCCCCCGCCCUCGCUGGUGGGAUGCGGUCGCCGCACAACGACGGUGUGACGCGGUUGCCUCAGACGGAUUCACUCGUCUCGCCGCUGCGCAUAGGCUCGCCGCCGUUGGGGUGCCACGGACCAGAGUACAGCUCACCAGUGUUGUUGCCUGUAUCACCACUGUACCACGGCGACACGCUACUGCUGCGCAGCCCAAAGGGCGGCCGCGGUGGCGGUGGCGCGAUGGUGCGCGGCACGAGCGGCGACAGGCCGCAGAGCCGGACGGUCAAAAACAGCGCCGGCCUCGGCGACGGUGGCUCGACAGUGUCGGGUAGCAGCACAAGCUCCAUCCGGGAGGAUCUGGCGCUUUGCCCCAAUGACGGGCUCUGCACCCUCAUCAAUGACAGGAAGCAUCAGCGCAAAUUCGCCCAUACAUGUCGUUUGUUUCCGUGCUACCACGGCCACGUCGCACGCCACGGGAAGUUGUUUCGCCACGCAGAAGGGCAAAUCGCCCAAACCGAGGGCCUUUCGAGCGGAAACGGUGUGCGAAAGCGACUUCCAGCCGAGGCCCUGGCCAGUGUGAAUUUCAGCUCUAUCAGUCCAGAGGCGCCCAAUGCCUACCGUAUUAUAGUAAGCCAUGGUGAGAAGAGCUACGAGAUAUUUGGUGACUGGCAAAAUGUUCGCGUUCAUACCUUCAAGCGUUACUUGCACCAGGUAUACAAGAUUCCACCAACGUCGCAGGUGCUGGUGCGUGCUGAGGGGAAGGUGCUGCUGGACGACGACAUUGAGUCCGUGAGCCGCUACGGGGUGCAGCCCGACACUGUAAUAACACUGAAACGCAAGGAGGACGAUGAACCACCACGUGUGCCGCUCGAAGAUUUGUAG